UAUAAUUUUGUUUUAAAAUCAUGCACUCCCUCGUCCAAGCCUAUUUCCGUACCUAAUUUGGUUCGGGCCGAACCACCAAUUCCCCCAAUCCUUGUAAAUUGAAAUUCGUAAAUCGCAAUUGAUAUUUCCAAGGGCUUUUGGUUGCGCCAUCAAGAAAGCCGCUCCGCCUAAAAGCUUCACUCACAAAAAUGGAAGACGCUGCACAGCUCAAACCACAAAACCAGCGGCAACUUUCAUCUCACAGCCAGCGCCGCGGCGGCGGCGGCGUCGGCCUCCCACGCGCCGAUUUUUUCCCGGAAGGGCUGUUGGUUGAAGUCCGGACUAAAGAGGAAGGCUUCACAAGGGUCUAUUUCACCGCCACCGUUCUGCCGCCGAAGAAAGGCGGCAGCAAACAGAAAUCGGACAAAAUAUUCGUGGAGUACCACAAUCUGUUGGCCCGGGAAGACGGAUCGGAGCGGCUGAAGGAAUACGUCGACGUGUCGUUCGUCAGGCCGGUUCCGCCUUUUCAGGAGAUUGUCGAGGGUUUCGAACCAAACGACGCCGUCGACGCGUUUUUCAAGGAUGGGUGGUGGAUGGGCGCUGUGACCCGAGUCGUGAAAAAGGGCGAGAGCUUCGUAGUUACUUUUGAAGACCCGCCCGACGAGCUGGAGCUCCGAUUCGAACAACUUCGGGUCCACUGGGAUUGGGGUAACGGGUUAUGGAUCCGACCCGGAAAUCAGGUUAUAACAGGAAGUAUGUUCGACGUGGGAAACAAGGUAGAAGUGUCGUUCGACAAAGCAGAGUAUCAAGAUGUUUGGUUCCCCGCGACGAUUCGCAAAGACUUUGGAAAUGGGCAUUACUCGGUCGAGUGCAUUAUAAAUAGUGAUGAAAAGGCGCAGCUUUGUAAAGUAAAAUUCGACCACAUAAGACCUCGCCCUCCGCUUCUCAAGGACAUAAAGUUUCUCUUACUCGAAAAAGUCGACGCGCAUUUCGGCCACGGCUGGUGGUGCGGCAUCACCACACGAGUGCUCGUGGAGAACAGUAGAUAUAUGAUUUAUUUCAGGAAGAAGAAAAUAUUGAAGGAAUUCAAUAGCGUUGAACUAAGACCACACGUCGAAUGGAAGGAUGGCAAAUGGUUCACUGCUUCCAAGGAAGUUAUGGCCCGCUCUUCAUCGUCAGAUGAACAAAUGCAUGGACCGAGAGCUAGUCAACAAGAUUCACAGAAUAAUAAAUCAGUUAAAAAAACGUUACGUGAUUCUGUAAGCCCUAUUUCUGUUGAUAUUUCUGCAGCACUAAAUGCGGUCGGGGAUCAACUCCCCGAUAAUCCUUCUUGGGGCAAUAGAAUUAGGAGGAAGCAAAGGAAUGCAGGUGCAACGCCAAAUAAUGUCGAUGAGAAGAAUAAGAUUAACUCCGCAUCCAGUAAUACUAUGAACAAGUGCAGUAUGCUGAAACCUGACAUUCCGAAUAAAGAUGUCGGUAAAGUGACGAAGCCAAUUGUUGAAAAUGAUAAAAACGAAGAAACUAAGCAUGCUGUCGUCAUAGGUUUGCCAUGUUCGGAAACUGGGAGCACUGGAAAUGAAAAAUCGACGGUGAAGAAGCAGAAACCGAAUGGUUCCCCGAUUCAGGAAAUUAAGGAUAACGAGCCAUUAGAAAAUGGAGAUUCCAGUGACAAAAAGAAGAGGGGUAGGCCACGAAGGGGCCUGAUUGCAAAUCUUGAAAUCGAGAAGGGGGGUACGACGAGUCUUCCAUUGAAGAGAGGAAGAAGAGGGUUAACAGAUUCCCCGAGUGCAUUAGGCGGCGGGGAAGCGACCGAAGUUAACCCCAACACCAUGGAAGUAGAGAAAGUUGUCCGCAAAUCACUCAACGAUGGUUUUGACGAUAAACCACUUUCUAAGUGGAUUAAGGAGUUACAACCUCCAUCUGCAGUUGAAUAUUCCGAACUCGUUCCCGUGAGCAAUGUCGAAGAAAAUGGCAAGAAGCAAAGCGAUGCUAUUGUGAUAGAAGAUGACGUUGAGAUGAUUCCAGAGAGUGCUUUAGUAGCCGCAGAAUCACAAGUCUUGCCUUUCGUGAAAAACACGGUUCUUUGGACAACAAUCGAGUCCAUGGAGGCAUUUCAAAAGGCACCGCAGAGGCCGCACUUCAAGCCGUUGGAACAAGUUAAGGAAAGUUCGCGCGAGGGUUUGGCAAUAGGGUAUAUGGUGACUUUUUGCGGCGUGGUGGAACGAGCUCUCGGGUUGCGGUUCGAUUCCCCGAAAAGCGCGACGGACGACAUAUUGGAAACGAUCGUGGACUUGGAAAUGCAUGGGUUUGACGUUAAGGUUGUACGGGAUCGUGUGAAUUGGCUGCUCUCGGUGAAGGAGAAUGAAGAAAAGAUCGAAGUGGAGUCGAAGAAACUUAACGAUGAAAUAGCAGAGCACGAUCGCGAGAAGAGUAAGAUUGAGGAAGAGAUGAACGAGAUCAAAGAACAAAUAUCGAAGCUGCAGGAUAAGCUUUCACUUGCUAUAUCGGCCACGGAAAAAGAGGACGGUGAAAUUGCCCUGUUGCGCCUUAGGAUUAAGGAAAAUGAAGAAAGCAUUAGCAAAGCGAGGCGGGAGUUUGAAGAUGCAGUUUCUUCCAAAUUGUGAAAAGACUAAAAUACCCCCGUGGUGUUUAUUUUGUAUAUUGUAAGUUCCGAUGUAAGAGAACUAACCCCACUUCGUUCGUGUUGUUGUCUAUCCGUUUGUAGGAUUUCCGUGUUUAACCUUCUGCUUUAAGACGUUGUCGUGUAAGGAACAAGAACACGAAUUUGUGAUGGUUUUUAACUUUGUAGGUUUUAUUGAGAAUCAGGCUUUUGAGUUGGGAAA
Erythranthe guttata (spotted monkey flower) is the source of this 2822-nucleotide messenger RNA. RefSeq names its product DUF724 domain-containing protein 7. NCBI's taxonomy places the organism in Eukaryota, Viridiplantae, Streptophyta, Magnoliopsida, Lamiales, Phrymaceae. The record is from RefSeq and is a predicted model, not a curated record.